CUAAAACCUCUUCUCUCCCGAUUUUUCUGCACUUCUAAGUUUUAACGCAUUUCACCAAGAAUUUUGCUCUCAUGGAUAAUUACGCAACUUUGCGCUGUGUUUUAAAAGUGCACCCCCGAUGCGACUCAUGCAAGAGACACACCAUGGACAUAAUAGGCUCAAUCACUGGAACAUACGAUAUCACAAUGGAUGCUGAGAAAAGUCAGGCGACAAUCGUGGGGCAAGUCGACCCGAAUUUUUGCCUCAAGGCCAUAACGAGAUGCAAUGGACAUGCGGAAAUCGUGUGGGCAAAUCUCAGCCAUCCAAGAGCGCGAGGCCAAUCUUAUGGCUAUGGUGGCUACAGAGAUUCCUAUCACCCACUCGACUAUCCAACUCGGUCGCUUCCUCAUUAUUCCUACACUCCAAACAACAUCAACUACGAUUAUAAUUAUGAUCGUAGACGGCGUACUGACCCUUAUGGUGUUGAUACCAUCCCUUACUACAAUGAAGAAUCUAUGAAUCACUGCAUCAUACUCUGAUAAACUAUUUCUUCUCCUCGUUAGAUUGCUUUUUGUGAUAGUUCAGUCAUCUCAUCACUGAAACUAUUUUUUUGUCUAUC
Messenger RNA from Salvia splendens (bonfire salvia), 598 nucleotides. RefSeq lists its product as uncharacterized. The record is from RefSeq and is a predicted model, not a curated record. Lineage: Eukaryota; Viridiplantae; Streptophyta; Magnoliopsida; Lamiales; Lamiaceae. Gene Ontology annotation, molecular function: metal ion binding. The transcript is spliced from 4 exons. Bases 72 to 518 code for a protein of 148 amino acids.